This is a messenger RNA of Dromiciops gliroides (monito del monte), 3120 nucleotides long. It is a transcript of the gene ZRANB2, whose product is annotated as zinc finger RANBP2-type containing 2. Lineage: Eukaryota; Metazoa; Chordata; Mammalia; Microbiotheria; Microbiotheriidae. The transcript is spliced from 10 exons. The coding region runs from base 148 to 1137 and encodes 329 amino acids. Gene Ontology annotation, biological process: RNA processing. The record is from RefSeq and is a predicted model, not a curated record. Gene Ontology annotation, molecular function: RNA binding; lipopolysaccharide binding.
CAGCCCCGGAGCUGCGUCAGGCCCCCGGCCGGCUUCCUGGGGUCCUGGCGCAGCGGCGGCGGCCGAGGAAGAGGAGGGGGAGAGGUGGAGGUGGCAGCAUCGGCAGCGGCGACGACAGAAGCAGCAGCGGCGGCGGGAGCGGCCACGAUGUCGACCAAGAACUUCCGAGUCAGCGACGGCGACUGGAUCUGCCCAGAUAAAAAAUGUGGAAAUGUAAACUUUGCGAGAAGAACCAGUUGUAACCGAUGUGGUCGAGAAAAAACAACUGAAGCCAAGAUGAUGAAAGCUGGGGGGACCGAAAUCGGGAAGACCCUGGCUGAGAAGAGCCGGGGCCUGUUUAGUGCUAAUGACUGGCAAUGUAAAACGUGCAGUAAUGUGAACUGGGCCAGGAGAUCUGAGUGCAAUAUGUGCAACACUCCCAAGUAUGCCAAACUGGAGGAAAGGACGGGAUAUGGUGGAGGUUUUAAUGAAAGAGAAAAUGUGGAGUAUAUUGAACGAGAAGAAUCUGAUGGAGAAUAUGAUGAGUUUGGUCGGAAAAAGAAAAAGUAUAGAGGGAAAGCAGUCGGACCUGCUUCCAUCUUAAAGGAAGUUGAAGACAAAGAGUCAGAGGGAGAAGAGGAGGAUGAGGAUGAAGAUCUGUCCAAAUAUAAACUGGAUGAGGAUGAGGAUGAAGAUGAUGCAGAUCUGUCAAAAUAUAAUCUCGAUGCCAGUGAAGAGGAAGAUGGCAGCAAAAAGAAAUCCCACAGAAGUCGCUCUAAGUCUCGGUCUUCACACUCCCGAUCUUCCUCACGCUCGUCCUCCCACUCAAGCUCAAGGUCUAGGUCCAGGUCCCGUUCAGGAAGCUCCUCCAGUUCCCGGUCAAGGUCUCGGUCCAGUUCCAGAGAACUUUCGAGAUCUCGUGGGUCGAAAUCCAGAUCCAGCUCCAGGUCCCACAGGGGGUCUUCUUCCCCACGAAAAAGAUCUUAUUCAAGUUCCUCAUCAUCUCCUGAGAGAGGCAGAAAACGAAGCCGUUCUAGAUCUUCUUCACCCGGUGAUCGCAAAAAAAGACGCACCAGAUCACGGUCACCCGAAAGGCGCCGCAGGUCAUCGUCUGGAUCAUCCCAUUCGGGUUCCCGUUCAAGCUCUAAAAAGAAAUAAUGUAUUAAAAUUUACACCUAAAAAAAUUCCAGUCCAGUGCAUGAAGCAUAUUUUUAAGAAGUUUGGUGUCUUACUUGGUCAGAAGUGCUAAAUCUGCUAGUAGAGGUGCAUGUCCGUCGUUGCUUUCUGGAAAACUACAGCUGUGUUCAUUCUUGAAAUUAAAAGUACAUUAGCAUUUUAAGCCAUAAUAUCCCCCAAAUAGUUGUUAUGUGUUUAUCGUUCUAUUAUUUAAAACUAUAUGUUUCCUCUAUCUAAUUUGCCAGAGAGCUUUGUUUUCUCGUAUGACCAUGUUGUUCUUCAUUUCCAAAUAUUUCCUGAUGGUAAAGAAUCGGCCAACUUUAUUUAGGGUUUGAGUCUACAAAAGUACCUGAGGCUUCCUGAGCUUUGGGCAGACUGCCAGUGACUGUGGGGAACUAGGUGGAAACAGGCUACGCCAACAGUUUGGGAGAUCAGUGAGUCUUCAUAUGGUCACCCAUGUCAAAGCGACACUCAGUUUAGGAUUAUGCUCGACAGCAGUAAAUUGUAGAAACCCAUGAGAAGCACACACCAGAUGGCUGGAGAUCAAUCACUGUGGCUUUGGUUUGCCCUUGUUACUUUUCCUCAACACUGCAGCCUGAGACAGUGUUCAGGCCCUGUUCUAAGUUACCAGAGGAGAUGGCUCACUUCUCCCUGAUUUCAUUUGGGGGCUAGACUCUCAGUCUGCUAAGAGCUUAUCUCUUCUGUGUUUAUAUCUUUGGUACAGCUAUUUAAGGAAACACUUCCUUUGAUGACCUUUUGGCCAUGUUAACAUUUCCAGUAUCAAUUUAUAGUGAUGAAUGUAAGCUCGUAGUUGUUUUUUCUUGGCUUUUUGUUUUUGUUAUUAUUUUUUUUAAAGAGCUUGGAUGUGACAUGUUCCUGAAAGCCCUUAUAUGAUUGGGUAAACAGGGCUAAAAAUCUGAGAAAAGGAAGAGGAAAAUGAGAAACUACCAGGGAAAUAGAAUUUAUUUUGUGUGAAAAGAGUGUAUUUAUAAGGCUAGCCAGUCAUUCUGAUGGCUGUGUACUCAGGUGGGAUGAGCCAUUGGCGCUGAUGUAUUUCACCAUUCUUAAACACUGCAUGAAAUUUCCUUCUGAAGUAGAAAUGAAUGUUCCUACACGAUGUAAUAGGAGAUUGUCAUUGUUCCCAUUCACUUGAAAUUACUUAUGGCUUAAAAUGCUUUCAGGAAUUUGUUUGAUUUCUGUAUCAAAAUCUGGUCUCAAGCUCCGUUGAGUCUGCCUUCUGGUUUAAAAGGGGGUAGGGGGGUUUCUCUUAACAGUUUCUUCAAGUGGCAUUGCAAGGUAAGUAUAUGGAAGGAAAUUAACAGUUGAGUUUGGUGCCUUUGUGUCAUUAAGAAAAGAUAACAGUUUGGUCCUAUGAAUGAGGGAACUUAAAAGUAUUGAGCAUAAACAAUAACAAACGGAGGCAACCGGAGCAAAGUUAUAUUCUUGAUUUCAGAAUAAAAGAAACUAGUUUUAAUUUUCUCUUGGACUGAUCUAAAAAUGAAAGCAAAAUGUUUUAGGUAGAAAUAUUUUGAUAAUCUUUUUUGCAAAGAAUUGAACUUCCCACCUCCAUACAUGCAUACACACACACAUGCAUACAUACACACAUGCAUACAUACAUGCCUAAUUACACGUGUAUAUACACACUUCUUUGCUAAAUGUAGUUGUAGGUUGCACAAGAACACUUAGGCUCUUGUAAUUGUGCCUCUGACUUCUUGAAAGUCUUACCUUCUAAAUUGUGAAGAUCACAUGAUCUCUUAGAAGCUACAUGUUACCUAUUGGUUUCUUCUUGUGUUUUGUAUACUUCUCUUUUGCUGUACUUAGCAAAUGCAAGUUCAUGAAUUUAGCAAAUGGUAGAUUACAGAGAAUUCUGAUGAUUAUGAUUUUUUUUAGUUUCACUAAAUUGUACUAGUUUGUUUCAUUAAAUGAUGCUGUAGACAAAUGUAAAUAAAGCUUGUGAAUCAAGCA